AUGUCCAUGGAAGAAGGCGUUAGAGGGCAAGGAAGGGUAUGUUCACUCAAAACCACACUGGUUAGGAUACUGUCUAUCGUCCAGUGGUUGAGGAAUGAUGCCCAAGCCCAAGAGUCUUUGGAAAUCCCACUCGAUGGUGUUUUCGGUCUUCCAGCACCAGAACACCCAGCCGGCGUUCUUGCCGUACAAGAACGAGUCCAUCUGUGCCUCCACGUACUUUCUAUAGUUGGCCACCACGUCGUCGGUGAAGUAGCUGUCGUCAGCCGUGUACAGCUGGUUGCACGAGCCGAUAUAUUCUGUGUUGGAGAACGUGGCGUCGUAUCUUGCUCCUCUGUUGGCGCCGUUGAGCCACUUGGCGCAGUCGGUGAGAGCAGCAGUCCACUCUCCGCACAAGCUCCAGUGGAACUCUGUGUUUUCGGACCAGCCCCAGCCACAGGCCGUCUUGACGUGCUCGUCGAUCGUCUGCUGCAAAGAACCAACGUCAAACACCUGGUAAUGGUGGUGGUCCACCACCACGUCCCAGGCAUUGGGGUCCUGCUCGGUGUUGAGCACGUUGUCGAACGUGUGGUCUGGCAAGUACGCGUCGUGGAUGAUCACCGGAGCGUCGCCGUGGUUUCUCACGAGCUCCUCGAUGCCAAUCACCACGUCCGCGUACUUGGAGCCGGCGUAUUUCGUGGUGAUCUGGUCCAGAAUGUCCACGGUCAGGUCCACGUAGCCGGUGGUGUUUUGCCAGCUAAUUUCUCCGCGACGGCCAGAGUUGUCGAACCCGUUCUGAGAGCCCGGAGCACCGUGCAGGUCAAUCCAGGCCUUAAGUCCGUGGUUUCCACACCACUCCAAAGCCUUGUCCAGAUACUCGACCUGGCCCUGAACGUAUGGGUCGCCGUCCGCAAGCUGGAACGCCCAGUACCCAAUAGGCAACCGCACAAAGUUGAGGCCAGCAGCGGCAAUGUACUCGAAAUCUGUUUCAGUUAUCCACGUGGACCAGUGCUCUUGCAACCGGGACUCUGCCUCGUCCUUGCCAAGAGCCUGUGUGUAAUGCCACUCGUCCACAGGCACUUCCGAGGUUUCGGAAGCGGCCUCGAACAAGGAGGGAGUGAUGUAGGGCUCCAACACGAGCCAUCCUCCGAUGUUGACACCGUAGAUCUUAUCUGUUUGGUAGUUCCACCGGGAGUUUCUCUUGAGGAGGGUGAGAGGGCCGGCACUGGCCACCGCGAAAAGCGUGGAGGCGAUCAGAGAAAUAGUCGAAACCUUCAUUAG
Ogataea philodendri is the source of this 1257-nucleotide messenger RNA. RefSeq lists its product as uncharacterized. The transcript has 3 exons. NCBI's taxonomy places the organism in Eukaryota, Fungi, Ascomycota, Pichiomycetes, Pichiales, Pichiaceae. Bases 1 to 1257 code for a protein of 418 amino acids. The record is from RefSeq and is a predicted model, not a curated record.